AUGACGGAGCCCGACAAGCGAUCGCAUUUCCCCUCGCACGCUGAGCGUCGAGUAUGGCUGAUUUCGUCUGGCGAUAGCCCAAUUGGCUUGUAUCUGGCUCGGCAGCUGCUUGCGCAUGGAGACUGCGUUGUCAGUGGGCUGGUCCCGUCCGAUCUUCUGCGCGACGAAAGGCGGCGCGAUUAUUUCCAUGACUUUCUGGCCGAAGUCGAAAGCAACCAUGAGAGCAACAACUGGAAAGACCGGUUUCGCCCGGUGAUGCUAGAUAUAAGAAAGACGAGCGAGUGCCAAGCGGCGGUAGCUGAAGCUAUAGAAGCCUUUGGCAGGCUUGACAUUCUCCUCUGCUGCACGAGCCAGGCCAUUGUCGGCACUGUUGAGGAACUGGCCGCAUCAGAGAGGGCACUGGGCCUUGUGCGCGAUCAAUUUGAGACAAAUUAUUUCGGUCCUGUAAACCUCAUCAAAUCGGCAUUGCCAGCGAUGCGCAAACAUGGAGCAGGGCAUAUACUGGUGCUAUCUGGAAUCACGGCACAUAUUGGAACGCCCGGCCUAGGAGUAUACUGUGCAUCAGAAUGGGCGUUGGAGGGUUUUUGCGAUAGCAUAGCUUAUGAAAUAGCACCUUCCAACAUCAAAGUGACCAUCCUCCAAUGCAGCAUGGAAAUCCGGAUCCUCACAAACCUCAUCAGCAGCGUGCCUCCAAUCCUACCAACCUACUCAUCGUCCCAAAAUAACGCCCCUCUCUUCCGCAAUAUACUGGACGGGCUUAUAUCUCGUCUCCCUCAAUCUGACAUAGCUGCUGCAAGCCCGGUGGCGCAUCACGAAUCCUCUACUAUGGCUUCUGAGGCGGAUCACCAGGGCCCCUUUUCCGCACCAGAAGUCGUCUCUAUGUACCCACCGCUCAGCGCUGCGCAUCUUGAAGCUCUUACAUUGGAGACAGUGCACACGAUCACCGCAGUCGGAGGUCAUGAGAACCCACCAUCGAGACAUAUUAUUGGCGCAGAAGGGGUCGCUGCUGUCAAAGAGAAACUGAAAACCGUGAGUGAGGAGCUCGAAGACUUUGUACAAUCUAGUUAUUCGGUGAAUAUAGCUGGUAGUAAUGAGGAACUUCAUGAGGAGGGGAUUUAG
This is a messenger RNA of Talaromyces rugulosus, 1119 nucleotides long. RefSeq lists its product as uncharacterized. Lineage: Eukaryota; Fungi; Ascomycota; Eurotiomycetes; Eurotiales; Trichocomaceae. The coding region runs from base 1 to 1119 and encodes 372 amino acids. The transcript is spliced from 4 exons. The record is from RefSeq and is a predicted model, not a curated record.